AGCCUUGCCCACUCAUCGCAUCAUUCCAAGGCCAACAAGUUGUGCUGCGCCUGGGAGCACACAUUAUAUGCACGCAUGCAAUUAGCUCAGCAUGGCGGCCGUCGAAGCUCGAAGCGCACGCCCAGCCGCCGAACCACCGGCGAGCAGCGGUAGACGUCUCAAUUUUGGCUCUCAGGAGAUACGAAACCUCUCUGCGUCGCGCACCAAUGCCACACGUCUUGCAGACAUCAUUCACUUUGAUCAACAGGCGCGUGGCGACUCCUUGGACUCGAGACAUGCAGAUGUCUUCAUCGCUCAGGUACACGAGUGCGAAGGCACCUUGGCGCCGUUCAGCGUCACCAAUACCGUGGACAGCGAAGUCCUUCCGCCCUUGGAGUUUUGCUACACGGACGCCAUCAUCCAAAGCACGAACGUGCCUGCCGCGCAGCACCCUCCUGUGCUUCCCAAAGGCUGCUCGUGCGACGACGAUGUCUGCGACCCCAAACACUGCGAGUGCCGUCAGAUUGGGCGCGAGUUCGAUCCGACCUGGGCCAACUUCGCAGCCGAUGCAUUGUAAGUUGCAUCGCCUACAAGGCCAAUGGCUUUUUAGCGGAAGGUCCCCGACAGUACCCAGGCACCACCAUUUGGGAGUGCAAUGAAAACUGCGGUUGCAGUGUCGAUUGCCCAAAUAGAGUUGUCAGCAAAGGCAGAAAGGUCUG
Messenger RNA from Ceraceosorus guamensis, 698 nucleotides. RefSeq lists its product as hypothetical. Lineage: Eukaryota; Fungi; Basidiomycota; Exobasidiomycetes; Ceraceosorales; Ceraceosoraceae. The transcript is spliced from 3 exons. Bases 92 to 556 code for a protein of 154 amino acids. The record is from RefSeq and is a predicted model, not a curated record.